AUGACGCCAAUCGGGCUGGGACUAGAAGUUAUGUCAAGGCAACCGAGAGGCUGGCAAACGCUUGACAAAGCCGGUACAGAAGAUGUACCCCAGGUUAUUCCUUCAUCUUCCCUCGACGUUUCUAUUAAUUUUGUCCACCAGACCUGGGGUACAUCUUCUGUCCCGGCUUUGUCGAGCGUCUGCCAGCCUCUCGGUUGCCUUGGCAUAAAUUCUCGUCCCAGCCCGAUUGGCGUCAUAACAAUCGAACUCUGGAGCGAGAGUUGUAUGGGCCAACGGAGGAGAUGUCGGUUUGUUUGUUUACCAGGCCAGAUGAGUAGUUCUAAUGGUCUCGGACUUCUGACGGCCCUAUUUGUCCCAGAAAGCCGGACGCUCGGACAACAAUGCAAUCAAGGCCUGACGACAGGGAAAGUCGGGGAUUUAUUUGUUGCUGGGCCAGUCAUGAGGCCUAGUAAUGGGCAAUGGCGAGUGGGACACUAA
Messenger RNA from Protopolystoma xenopodis, 477 nucleotides. NCBI's taxonomy places the organism in Eukaryota, Metazoa, Platyhelminthes, Monogenea, Polystomatidea, Polystomatidae. The record is from the annotation of a GenBank genome assembly.